UACUCUUAGUUGCUAAGCCAUUUUUCUCUAGUCCCAUGGUAUUUGAGGUUAAUAAUAUUCCUAUAUGAAAAAGCAUAACAAAGCUCAAUACUUUGUUCAAUUAGUAUAUGCUAAUAAGAGUUAAUGAAAAAGAAAUCUGUAUUUCAAAUAAGCCACGUAUCAAAAUUAUUAAAGACACAAAGACCCAAGACGAAACUUUUAAAGGUCUUCAGAUUUUGUCAAUAAUGUACAACCAAAUGCUUUGACUCGUUACUUUUCAUUCUUAAGACACAUACCAAGUACAACAAGCCAAGGGCAUCUCAGAACCCAGAACUUUCUCUUUGGUUUUUAAAGUAAAAUCAAAAGCCAUUUGAGGGGACUCUGGACUCCGGCAGAUGGUCUUGUGUCACUGACUGGGAACAAUGCAGGUUGUCACAGCUGUGAGGGGAACCACCUGCAGUUCCUGCUCAACCAGUGGGAGUUAAUAAGCAGUUUUGUGACAUCUGCUUAGUAAUCAUGGCGUCCCUUAUAUUUCAAAUGCUCUACUCACUUCAGUGUUUCUACUGCUGCCAUCUUGUCUAGGGCUUGGCUAGGAGUAUCUCAAAACAAAUUUGGGUUUUUCAUUAGAAAUUAAAAUAUUACAAGACAGAGCCUAGUUCAAAUCACGUGCUCUUAAAAUAUCAAUGAAAACUUUCAAAAAUGUUUGAAUGAAAAAGGUAAACUUAUAGAGUCAUGCUCUCUUAACUCCCAGUGACUGAAUAAUGAUUUUAAUAUCACAUUGCUAUAUUCUGAGAAGCAGGAGAUCAGCUCAGCUUAUCUCCUUUGAUCUGCCCAGUUCCCUUUGGAGAAUUUCAUCUAGAUUUGAGAACUAACUUGUCCAAAGCUACAGAACAGAAGCACCAUUAUGUGAACGCAGAUCCCAUUAUUCCGGGACCUGCUCUCUUCACUAUGUUUCUCCAAGUUGCACUGAUUCUUCAGAGAAAGGGCAGAAUCAUGAAAGGGUGUUCAUCCUAUCUAAUAUACUCCUUUGGGGGACUUUUGUCCCUAUGGAUUCUUGGUGUGUCUUCCACAAACCAAUGUACUGUGAGACAUGAGGUAGCUGACUGCAGUCAUCUGAAGCUGACACACAUCCCUGCUGACCUUCCUGCCAACAUAACAGUGCUGAAUCUUACGCACAACCAACUCAGAAGCUUACCGCAUACCAAUAUUACAAGAUACAGCCAACUUACUAUCUUGGAUGCAGGAUUUAACUCCAUCUCAAAACUGGAGCCAGAGCUGUGCCAAACACUCCCUUUGUUGAAAGUCUUGAACCUCCAACACAAUGAGCUAUCUCAGAUUUCCGAUAAAACUUUCGUCUUCUGCAGAAACCUGACAGAACUCUACCUAAUGUCUAAUUUAAUACACAAAAUUAAAAGCAACCCUUUCAGAAACCAGAAGAAUUUAAUCAAAUUAGAUCUGUCGCAUAAUGGCUUAUCAUCUACAAAGUUGGGAACUGAGGUCCAACUGGAAAACCUCCGGGAGCUCCUCUUAUCAAAAAAUAAAAUCCUUGCACUAAGAAGUGAAGAACUCGAUUUUCUUGGCAAUUCUUCUUUACAGAAAUUGGACUUGUCAUCCAAUGCACUUAAAGAGUUUUCUCCAGGGUGUUUUCAUGCAAUUGGCAAGUUAUCUGCUCUCCUUUUGAACAACGCUCAACUAGACCAACAUCUCACAGAGAAGCUGUGUUGGGAACUUUCCGGCACAAGCCUCCAGAAUCUCUCUCUGGCUAACAAUCAGCUUCUGGCAACCAGAGACACCACGUUGUCUGGACUGAAGCAGACAAAUCUCACCUGGCUUGAUCUUUCCUACAACAGCCUCCGCGAUAUCGGUAACGAUUCCUUCUCUUGGCUCCCACACCUCACGUACCUGUCUCUGGACUACAAUAAUAUCCAGAGUUUGUCUCCUCGCUCCUUUUACGGACUUUCCAAUCUGAGGUACCUGAAUUUGAAGCGAGCAUUUACUAAACAAAGUAUUUCACUUGCUUCACACCCCAAGAUCGAUGAUUUUUCCUUUCAGUGGCUAAAAUGUUUGGAAUAUCUCAACAUGGACGAUAAUAAUAUUCCGAGUACAAAGAGCAAUACAUUCACGGGCUUGGUGAGUCUGAAGUACCUCAGUCUUUCCAAAACAUUCACAAGUUUGCAAACUUUAACCAAUGAAACAUUCGUGUCCCUUGCUCAUUCUCCUUUGUCCACCCUCAAUCUAACGAAAAACCACAUCGCAAAAAUAGCGAGUGGUGCUUUCUCUUGGUUGGGCCAACUCAGGAUUCUUGAUCUUGGCCUUAAUGAAAUUGAGCAAGAACUCACAGGCCAGGAGUGGAAAGGUCUGAGAAAUAUAUUUGAGAUCUACCUGUCGUAUAACAAAAAUCUCCAACUGACUAGCAGUUCCUUUGCCUUGGUCCCCAGUCUUCAACGGCUGAUGCUCAGGAGGGUGGCACUUAAAAAUGUGGAACUGUCCCCUUCGCCUUUCCGCCCGCUUGGUAACUUGACCAUUCUGGACUUAAGCAACAACAACAUAGCCAACAUAAACAAGGACUUGUUGGAGGGUCUUGAGAAUCUCGAAAUUUUGGAUAUUCAGCACAACAACUUAGCAAGGCUCUGGAAGCGUGCAAACCCUGGUGGUCCUGUCAAUUUCCUGAAGGGCCUAUCUCACCUCCACAUCCUGAAUCUAGAAUCUAACGGCUUUGACGAAAUCCCAGUCGAGGUGUUCAAGAACUUAUUUGAGCUGAAGAGCAUCAAUCUAGGGCUGAAUAAUUUGAACAUACUUCUACCGUCUACUUUUGAUGACCAGACGUCUCUAAGGGCAUUGAAUCUUCAGAAGAACCUCAUCACGUCAGUUGAGAAGGAUGUUUUUGGGCCAGCUUUCCAGAACCUGAAUAGUUUAGAUAUGCGCUUUAAUCCAUUCGAUUGUACGUGUGAAAGUAUUGCCUGGUUUGUGAACUGGAUUAACCAGACCCACACUAACAUCGCUGAGCUACGCACUCAUUACCUCUGCAAUACUCCACCUCAGUACCAUGGCUUCCCAGUGAUGCUUUUCGAUACAUCAUCCUGUAAAGACAGUGCCCCCUUCGAACUCCUUUUCAUGAUUAGUACUACUGGACUCAUGGUUUUUAUACUUUCGGCAUUGCUCGUUCACUUUGAGGGCUGGAGGAUAUCUUUUUACUGGAAUGUUUUAGUACACCGGGUUCUUGGUUUCAAGGAAAUCGAAGCACAGCCUGAACAGUUUGAAUACACAGCGUAUAUAAUCCAUGCCUAUAAAGACAGAGACUGGGUUUGGGAACACUUCUCCCCAAUGGAAGAACAAGACCAAACUCUUAAAUUUUGUCUUGAAGAAAGGGACUUUGAAGCAGGUGUCCUGGGACUUGAAGCUAUCGUCAACAGCAUCAAAAGAAGCAGAAAAGUCAUUUUCGUUAUAACAAACCAUCUAUUAAAUGACCCUCUGUGCAGAAGAUUCAAGGUUCAUCAUGCAGUUCAGCAAGCCAUUGAGCAAAAUCUGGAUUCAAUUAUAUUGAUUUUUCUUCAGAAUAUUCCAGAUUAUAGACUAAACCAUGCACUCUGCUUGAGAAGAGGAAUGUUUAAGUCUCGCUGCAUCUUGAACUGGCCAGUUCAGAAAGAACGGAUAAGUGCCUUUCAUCAUAAGUUGCAAGUAGUACUUGGAUCACGGAAUUCAGCACAUUAAAUUGCUUGUGUAGAUUAAGUUGAUAAAGGGAUAGAUCGAAUUUCUAAAGGGCCAUCAAAAAUCUGAGUUUUACUUGAAAGUUUUCUAUGUUUAUUUAUAUGCAUAGAUGGUGUUGUUGUAUUAUAAUCAAAUCUCGUUUUCUGAAAUGUUUUUUAUUUCAGGUCUCUUGUCAAAAACUGGUUUAUUUAUCCACUCCAAAUAAAUACCUUGGGAGCUAA
Molecule: messenger RNA, 3908 nt
Organism: Arvicola amphibius (Eurasian water vole)
Lineage: Eukaryota; Metazoa; Chordata; Mammalia; Rodentia; Cricetidae
Gene: Tlr3
Product: toll like receptor 3
Exons: 5
Coding region: 928-3690 (920 amino acids)
Biological process (GO): toll-like receptor signaling pathway; immune response; inflammatory response
Cellular component (GO): membrane
Molecular function (GO): protein binding; transmembrane signaling receptor activity
Source: RefSeq, a predicted model, not a curated record